Messenger RNA from Saccharomyces cerevisiae S288C, 3141 nucleotides. RefSeq names its product Aly2p (gene ALY2). Gene Ontology annotation, cellular component: cytoplasm. Bases 1 to 3141 code for a protein of 1046 amino acids. The record is from RefSeq and is marked reviewed. NCBI's taxonomy places the organism in Eukaryota, Fungi, Ascomycota, Saccharomycetes, Saccharomycetales, Saccharomycetaceae. The transcript has a single exon.
AUGCCCAUGGACCAAUCUAUCUCAUCUCCAUUGUUUCCCAUGGAAAAGGAUAUUGAUAUCCCCCUCGAUGCUACACCCUUGGCACAAAGUUCAUCAUUACAGCUUUUUAUUCAUUUAGCUGAACCAGUUGUUUUCCUCCAAGGCUUUGACCCUCAGAAGACGGAAUAUCCCUCGGUUGUUCUUCGGGGCUGUCUAGUGGUAAGAAUACUGAAACCCACAAAGCUGAAAAGCAUAAGUCUUUCGUUCAAAGGAUAUUCUAGAACUGAAUGGCCUGAAGGUAUCCCUCCUAAAAGACAAGAAUUCGUGGAAAUCAAAGAUAUUGUAGACCAUACAUGGGCUCUAUAUCCGCCAACUGAACAGAAGAGCAAGAAAAAGAUGGAUGCUUCCGCACCUAAUGAGAGCAACAAUGCAGCUAAUAAUUUUUUGACGAAGGAAAGUGGUGCCUCUCUUUAUAGAACACUGUCUGAUAAUGAAACUAUAACAAGCAGAAAAAAUUCUAUAUCAGGUUUGUCCUCGUUGAACUUGUCACCUCUAGGUGCACCUGGAAAUUCCUCUGUCAACGUAAAAGACAGAGAAAGUAGACAAAGAUCUAGAUCUUCGUCAGUCACUUCUUCCAAUGGACCAUCAAGAAACCUAUCCCCGAUAAAUUUAUUGAAGAGAGCCACGUCUCCUUCCGUGUCUCACCACAACUAUAAACCUACGACCACUUCCAUCUUUUCCGACUUGUUGAAUAACACCUUUACCCAUAAUGAUGCAGCAUCGCAUCAUGGUCAUCAUAUCCCCACCAGUAGCAAUCAUCUGGCAAUGACAAGCAACAACUUCACCAGCGGGUCUGGAGGAGAAUUUUUUGUCUUUCAACCAGGCGACUAUAUUUAUGCUUUCGAAGAACUAAUUCCUCAAGCAUACCCAGAAUCUAUUAAAGCUGAUUUCGGAUUUGUGGAAUACUUCUUAUUUGCCAGUAUAGAGAGACCUGGUGCCUUUAAAUCAAACAUUAGCGCCCGGCAAGUGGUUAAUAUCGUACGGACACAGGCUCAUAAUUCUGUGGAAGAAAGUGAGCCGAUUAUCAUAUCUAGAGAUUGGGAAAACCAAUUAUAUUAUGAUAUCGUUAUAGCAUCAAAGGAUAUUAUUUUAGAUGCUUUUCUGCCUAUCACGUUCAAAUUCGCUCCCCUCGAUAAAGUUACGUUGCAUAGAAUAAGAAUUUAUGUGACAGAGACAAUGGAGUAUUAUUGUAGAGAAAAGAAGGUUCAUAGGAUGGAGCCCACCAAGAAAUUUUUAUUGACAGAACAGAAAGGUCCUAAAUUACCGAACUUGCCCAAUGAUGCAAAUUUGUCAAAGGCCAAGAAUAUGGGGAACCUGUUGCAGGAUCCAAAGAAUGGUGAUUUAGUGAAUAAAGAGUAUGAGUACCAGAUUUUUAUUCCGAGUCGUUUCAACAACCAUCAGCAAUUGCAUCCAGAUACUUCUUAUGAAAACAUCAAAGCAAACCAUUGGAUUAAAAUUUGCCUGAGACUGUCUAGAGUAGUAGAUAAUAAAAGGAAACAUUACGAAAUUAGUAUUGACUCGCCAAUACAUGUUUUACAUAGAUUGUGCUCGCAUGCAAAUACCCUUUUACCGAGCUAUGAUGGACAUCCUGCUUCUUUUCCAAAAGAAACAGAUUCCUCAAUUUCCUCAAUAUUGGAAUCGUCUGAUGACAAUAUAAAUCUAUACCAUAACUCUAAUAUUUUCUUUCCCAAGGAAGUCCUUUCGUCUCCAGUACUUUCGCCCAAUGUCCAACCAUUAGACAUUUUAAUCCCACAUUUACCUUCCACUUCAUUGACCAGAAACUCUAGGCAAUUCAAUAGGAACUCAAAAUCCCAUCCGAGUGAUAAUACCAUCUUCAAUUCUGCAAAGUUGAAAUCCAACAUAUAUCAACCGGAGAGUUUGCAAAGAGAAUUAGCAUCACCCCAGGCAAUCCCGCUCUCUCCAAUAACAUCGCCAAUGUCAAAUAUGGAAGUGCCUCCGCCAGAUUUUGACUUUUCUUCCGAUUUCAUAUCUGAUGCUGCUUCCGGAACCACUACUACUGAGGUAUCUUCAUCAGAGUCGAGCAUCUUACCACGGGAUCCACCAUCUUAUAAGGAUACUGUGUUGCAUGACAACAAUCAAAAAAGGAGGCCUAAUUCCAAACAUCCGACGCCUCCAAGUUUAAAAGCUUCCCAUCCAAAUAAAAAUUCGGAUAAGAAUUCUUCAGAAACUUUGAAUAAAAAAGAAUCGAUGUCAAAGAUAGAAGAAAAUAAACACAAAAGAGAGACAACUCCUAAAAAGAGAGAAAAUAGGGACGUGAAAAGUUUAUCAACCCCACAACGCGAGGAAAGCAAAGACUCGACAUCCACUGGGAAUCAAAGUAACGAAAAGAACAGAAAAAGAGUAUUAAGCCUAUCGUCUUCAUUACAUAGCUCACCAAAUAAUAGCGGAUUUGCGCAUUCAGCUUUAGGAAAUCUGAGCAAUGAAUCAUUAAGAUCAUUGAAUAGAAGGGAAAGUGUUCAAGAUAAUUUACCGUCCACAAUAAGACACGAUAAUCCUUUUUUCACAGAUUUAAAUCAAGUUUUAAUAGAAGACGAACUUAAAAAUCAUGAUAAAAAUGAACUAAAUCGACAUUCUACAAAUACUUCGAGCACCCCCGCCUCAGCUAGAUCCUCUUUUGACUAUUCAGGAAUUAAUAUAAGCAAGGACAAGUUGAACAUGGAACCAUUACUGAGUAAAACGGAAACGUUGACUAAUAAAGUUAAUGAAGACUCCUUUUUAAGGCCUAAUGAUUCAUACGUUGAUCUACUUGAACCCUCAGUAGAUACUACGAUUGAUAUCACUGCGCCGUACGCUAGAAAUUCCUCUGCUUGGCAUCCUUUACAAAACGAUAACGAUAACAAUCAGUUUUCUCCACUUUUGGGAAGUAACGAGAAUUUCUUGAAUGCAGCUAAUGCACAAAAUUCUGCCGAAUCAGAUCAUAAUAAUGACAUUUUCACACAGGGCUCAGGAUUAACGGAAAGCUCUAAGAAUUCUGAUUCCGAGGAAAGAUUUAUUUCAAGACUUUCUUCACCCGAGAAAGUACUGAUUAAUACGUUAGAUAAUGAAUCUGGAUUACAAAGUAUAAAUGAGAGUACCCUUUAG